Messenger RNA from Perognathus longimembris pacificus (Pacific pocket mouse), 2176 nucleotides. It is a transcript of the gene Cerkl, whose product is annotated as ceramide kinase like. The coding region runs from base 1 to 1584 and encodes 527 amino acids. Lineage: Eukaryota; Metazoa; Chordata; Mammalia; Rodentia; Heteromyidae. The transcript has 13 exons. The record is from RefSeq and is a predicted model, not a curated record. Gene Ontology annotation, molecular function: kinase activity.
AUGCCCCGUGGGAGAGGCCGAAGCCGGGUGAGCGCCCUGGUGGGUGCCCAGGAGGAAGGGUCGGCCUCCUCGCCCACAGCGCAGCCCCAGAGGGAGCGCGUUCUGCUCCGGGGCAUCUUCGAGAUCGGAAGGGGCAGCUGCGACGUGGUGCUGAGCGAGCGCACCCUGAGGUGGCGCCCCAUUCUGCCCGAGCGCCCCGCAGGUGAUUCCAAAUGUGAUUUGAAGUGCAAAGAAGAAUUAAUUGAACUGAAGGACAUAUUCUCUGUAAAACUGAAACGGCGUUGUUUUGUUAAGCAGCAGGGAAAUGGUACUUUAUUAGGUAUCACACUUUUCAUCUGCUUGAGAAAGGAGCAAAAUAAACUGAAGGAUUCUACACUUGAUCUCAUCAAUUUAAGUGAAGACCACUGUGACAUAUGGUUUAGGGAGUUGGAAAACAUUCUGACAGGUUUUCCAAACAGGCCCAAGUCACUGAAAAUACUCCUCAAUCCCCAGAGCCACAAAAAAGAAGCUGUCCACAUUUAUUAUGAGAAGGUCGAGCCUCUGCUGAAGCUCGCUGGAGUAAGCACUGAUGUAACCAUCACAGAAUAUGAAGGGCACGCUGCAUCUCUGCUUAAUGAAUGUGAACUCCAGGGAUUUGAUGGUGUUGUCUGUGUUGGGGGUGAUGGUUCUGCCAGUGAAGUGGCCCAUGCUCUACUUCUCAGAGCCCAGAAGAGUGCUGGGGUAGAGGCAGACCUGCAUCCAGUCAGAGCACAGCUCCCACUUGGCUUAAUACCAGCAGGAUCGACUAAUGUUCUGGCACAUUCUCUUUAUGGGAUUGCUCACGUGGUAACAGCAACUUUGCACAUUAUCAUGGGACACUUGCAGCCAGUUGAUGUCUGUACCUUUAGUGCCUCUGGCAAACUACUUCGCUUUGGCUUCUCAGCCAUGUUUGGCUUUGGUGGAAGAACUUUGGCUCUAGCAGAAAAAUAUCGAUGGAUGUCUCCUAACCAACGAAGAGAUUUUGCUGUGAUUAAGGCACUGGCAAAACUUAAGCCAGAGGAUUGUACAAUAUCAUUUUUACCACUUAACAACUCUCAAGAUGUACUCCAAAGGAGGGUUCAAGCUUCUCCCAAGUCUGGCUGUAGUGGCCCCUGGCAAACACUGCAUGGUCAGUUCUUGAAUGUCAGCAUCAUGGCAAUCCCUUGCCUGUGUUCUGUGGCACCUAGAGGUUUGGCACCUAACACUAGAUUAAAUAAUGGAAGCAUGGCUCUUAUACUUGCACGAAACACUUCUCGGCCAGAAUUUAUAAAACACCUGAAACGAUAUGCCAGUAUAAAAAAUCAGUUUAGUUUUCCAUUUGUGGAGACAUAUACUGUUGAAGAAGUAAAGGUCUGUCCAAGGACUAAUACCAGUGGAGACAAUGAAGGGGAAGAAGUUGGACCUCAUAAACCUGCUUCAGAAACUACUUUCCCUUGGAAUGUAGAUGGUGAUUUAAUGGAAGUUGCAUCAGAAGUUCAUGUGAGAUUACACCCAGGGCUGAUCAGUCUUUACGGAGGAAGCCUAGAAGAAAUGAAUGAUUGCAGUGUAACAUGUAAUUGUUUAUAAAAAAUGCUAACUAGGAUUUUAGUAGAAAGGAAUUUGGCUAUACUUUCAAUACAUAUCCAAAUAGAAAAUGUAUUUUUUAAAAGAAAUCACUAUUUUUGAUGUUACUAAAAAGUAGUUCAAGGGCUCUGAAAAUCAAGAUGGAAAUAUAACUGCACCAAAACCAAUUUGAAUGCUGGUUUUAGAAGUUGUUUGUUGAGAUAGAAAAGAAAUGUUUUAUGUACUUAGGCAUCAGCAUGAUAUAUCAAUAUUUGACCAAAUUAAUUCCACAGUAAAAUUAUUUUGUUUCUUCUGCUUUUCAAAAUUUGAGUCUACCACAUGUGAUGUUCCAAUUUCUCUAACCAAGUUACAAACAGAACACAGAAAUAUUAUAAGACUACCCCAGUUUUCACUAAUGUCGUAACUAAUCUGUAGAGGUUAACUUUAAGUAUCACACAAACAGAAACAACAACUUUCUGUAAAAUCUGUCACGUUGUAGCUGAUUCAACAAAAAAGAAUGAUUCAUUGCUGAAAAAAAAUUAUAAAAUUGAAUUGUUGUAACAUCAAAAUUUAUGACAAAAUCUAUUUAGAAAUGUGCAAACAAUCUUUGUAACUG